This is a messenger RNA of Aspergillus fijiensis CBS 313.89, 871 nucleotides long. Its product is annotated as dolichol-phosphate mannosyltransferase subunit 3. The record is from RefSeq and is a predicted model, not a curated record. Lineage: Eukaryota; Fungi; Ascomycota; Eurotiomycetes; Eurotiales; Aspergillaceae. Gene Ontology annotation, biological process: GPI anchor biosynthetic process. Gene Ontology annotation, cellular component: dolichol-phosphate-mannose synthase complex; endoplasmic reticulum membrane. The transcript is spliced from 3 exons. Bases 116 to 394 code for a protein of 92 amino acids.
UUCAAAGCACCCCUUCAACAAACCUUUCGCCUCGUCCGUCACAUUGUAUCGGCCUGAUCCCCAGUUUUGUGCUCGGACUCGUACUCAACAGGCAAACCAAGAUCAUCAAAUCACUAUGACGCGUGCUCAGCAGACCCUCUCCGUUCUCCUGCUCGUCUCCUCGCUCUACCUUUCUCUAUACCUGGGCCUUGUUCCUCUCAACGAAACCAUUCAGAAUGAGAUCAUUCCUGUCCUUCCCUUCUAUGCUCUGAUAUGCUUCGGAUGCUACCUCCUCGGCCGCUUGGGCUUAGCGAUUCUCACCUUCAACGAUGUCCCGGAGGCGCACACGGAACUGCAAAAGGAGAUCGAACAGGCCAAGGCCGAAUUGCGCAGAGCGAACAUCGACGUUGACUGAAGUCAUUAGCGCAGGCGGACGGUUGGACCAUUCACACCUCCAGCAAUGUACUUUAUUGUGUGGAAUCUGUACAAUUUAUGUUUAUCCGAUAACGCAUCGCAUAUGAGAGGGGGGUUGGCGUUUGGUGCGGCACAUCCACAAGCGUUGAUUGCUACGGACAAGGAUCGAUAUUACAGGGGCUGCAAAAGAUUGGCUGUAGCUUAGGAUUUAUCCAAUGGAUGAUUCCUAUAAUUAUAUCGCUUCACCUGUGAUGCAGUAGUCUGUCAUCUAAGCUAUGCAGAGUCCUAUAGGCAAUCUAGACCAGGAUCAGCUAGGUCAAGGACAAUAACCCGAGCUGCUUCAAUCUUGUUGUGCCGGACGAAGAUCCAGCAGGGUACGCUGAGAUGUGGGGAUUUCCCGUAACUAGUUAUGAUGGUUCGGACGGGUUAGCGCAGUAUUCGAAGACGAUACGGCCGUCUUUCUAGUUCCGUGGGCAUG